UGUGAGGCACAAAUACACAAUUCCAAGGCGGGAUGUGAAACGACAGAUCUUGAAGAAGUACGGUCUCAGCGCAUUUUCAUUCCAGCGCGCACCUUGGUGGAUACAUUGUCCCUGCUUCGGCUUCAUGCAAACGACACCGGAUUUGCCUUCGCGACUUGACGGCAGACCAUGGCUGCCAUCCUGGUGCGACACGCUUCUAUGAUCCUACGUCGCUCCAAUGUCCGACCUCCUCGAAGUCCUCCCUGAUUUUGACCUCAAACCGCACUCACAUCUCCUGCAUUCCCUGGAGAAAAAUGACGUUACUGUCGCCGACCUGAUCACUCUUGAUCCGAAAGAGAUUGCCAGAAAAUGUCCUCUUCCUGUGGCCGACGUCCAGAGAUUAGUUGAAGAUGCCAUACAUGCUCUACAACGCGAUACACUGCAAGGAGUGAGGAAGAAGCGCAGGUUUAGAGCCGCGGGUGCAGGCGAGACAGCAGGCGAUGGACCGGAGACAAGAAAGGAAUUGCCAUUAAAAGUCAGGACUUUGGAUCCGAAUAUAGAUCAAGCAUUGAACGGAGGCUUACACCCAGGUCACAUCGUAGAGGUAGUGGGAGAGAGUGCUGUCGGAAAGACUCAAUUCGUCCUCGGCCUGCUGCUCUCUGUCCAGCUACCUCCACCCAAAGGGCUUGGGAAAGGGUCAAUCUACAUUUCAACGGAAGGACCACUCCAUACCAAGCGGCUGAGUCAAAUACUUCUUCACCACCCUGAGUACAAUGGCUUGGAUCCUGGCCAAGGACCUUCACUCGAUCGUGUGCGCACCAUUGCAACAAAUGAUCUGGAGGCACAGGAACAUAUUCUUCGCUACCAGCUUCCUGUUGCGGUCCAGCGCUUUAAUAUCGGACUGAUCGUCCUAGACUCAGUGGCCGCAAACUUCCGAGCCGAACACGAUACCCGGACAGCAGCUCAACUCGCCGACCGAGCCUUUGAGCUGGCCAAAUUGGGAAACAUGCUACGGCGGGUCGCUGUCGAGAAUAAUAUAGUGGUCGUGGUCACCAAUCAGGUGUCGGAUCGCUUCGAUGAUUCAAGAAAUCUCCUGCAGUCUUCAUCUCCGGCGACGACUUCCUCUCCUACCCCUCCAGGAGUGCAGGCUUCGGCGGCGGUGCUGGAGUGGCGGAGGGAGGCUCGGAGCCUUGAUCAUCAACAACGCUUCUUUACUGGAUGGGGAGACGAGAAGGGAAAGAGCAAGCAUGAACAGCUGAAGACUCCCGCGCUCGGACUGGCAUGGGCCAAUCAAAUAUCUGCUCGCAUUGUCCUUAAGAUGGAGAGUGAACGACAGGAAUACGCGGGAGGCAAUCUCUGGAAAGACAAGAAGAAAAGUCGGACCUUCUCGGUGGUCUUUGCUCCAUGGGCGGGCCCGACCCGUUGUCCGAUUCGAUAUGAAAUUGGAAUGCAGGGUGUUGUUUCGAUCCCAGACACCGAAAGGCCCAAAGAGGCACUUGCAGCCGUAGAUAAAGGACACGAGGACUUGCUGGAUGAGGCUUUCUGGGCCACAGAUGACGACGAAGAAUUUCCAUGAUGGUCUCGAGUGGGCUUCGCGGUAUUCGAUCUGGUUGGAUAUAUCCAGGCUGGCAAAAUGGGCCUCAUGGUGGAGGACAUUGUGAGAGCCCCGCACAUCAGAGAUCAAGUACUGCCUGUGUUUCUUCUGGCCAAGCCAGAAGGCGAGACAAAUCUAGAAUCUGAUAAGAUGGCGGCGAGGCGCUCCAAGGGCGAGUGAGAAACCGGGUCAUUUGAUACAGGGAGCCAAUACAAGUAGAAAGGCGAAUGUCGAUAACGCCCUCUACUUACUCCCAAUGCGGUAUGUGUAGCCGAUCCUCCAUCUGAUUGGUUCCGAGCUUCUUCAGGCUUGAGCUUUAAUUCAUCCCGCUUUUGCUGUUCCAACGAACAAGCACGACAG
This is a messenger RNA of Cladophialophora immunda, 1933 nucleotides long. RefSeq lists its product as uncharacterized. Gene Ontology annotation, molecular function: ATP-dependent DNA damage sensor activity; four-way junction DNA binding; ATP binding. The record is from RefSeq and is a predicted model, not a curated record. The coding region runs from base 218 to 1555 and encodes 445 amino acids. The transcript has a single exon. Gene Ontology annotation, biological process: resolution of mitotic recombination intermediates; t-circle formation; double-strand break repair via synthesis-dependent strand annealing. Gene Ontology annotation, cellular component: Rad51C-XRCC3 complex; replication fork. Lineage: Eukaryota; Fungi; Ascomycota; Eurotiomycetes; Chaetothyriales; Herpotrichiellaceae.